AUUUUAAUAAAUAAAAUUUCUUCUCCUCGUCUGCGCCUUUCUUUCUUUCUCGUAGCCCUAACCCUAACCACAUAUCAAACCAGAAUUCAAUUUUCAAUUUUUUUUCUUAAUUAUUUAUUUUAUUCUCUAAUGCGUGCUCCUCGUUCAUUUGGUGAAUUGAGUCUUGACUUCGAUAAUGAAGGAGUUGAAGGGGAAUUCAUUGGAGAUAGAGAUUGGGAGCUCGGUGGACUCGUUUGAGAAGUUUCUUGAGUCACAGAGAGAGCUUUUCCACAGCCAGAUCGAUCAGCUUCAAAACGUCGUUGUGACACAAUGCAGAUUAACUGGAGUCAAUCCUCUCUCGCAAGAAAUGGCUGCUGGUGCCUUGUCAAUAAAAAUCGGAAAGAGACCUAGAGAUUUGAUAAACCCUAAGGCCGUAAAGUACAUGCAAACAGUGUUCUCAGUGAAGGAUGCAAUAAGCAAGAAGGAAUCCCGAGAGAUAAGCGCUCAAUUCGGUGUUACAGUUACACAGGUUAAGGACUUUUUUAAUAGCCAACGUUCUAGAGUGAGGAAACUAGUACGGUUGUCAAGGGAGAAGGCAAUUAGGUCUCAUGUGCUUGAAGAUCCACAUGGUGAUGGGAUGCAAAUUAGCUCAGAUGCUAUGAUUCCUAUCUGUCCUGUUCCCUUAAAUUCUAAUGGCCCUACCAGUGUCAUUAGUAGUGAUCCCAUUCCCCUGAAUUCUAUUGGUGCUCCAAUUGUUGAAGAAGGUCCAUCUUGUUCUGGACAGGAUGAUUCUCUAGUUGGCAUAGAUUACCUAGAUAAACAUUUUGUUGAGAAUGUUUUCAGCUUGAUGAGGAAAGAAGAAACAUUUUCUGGGCAGGUGAAGCUGAUGGAGUGGAUCUUGCAGAUAGAAAAUUCUUCUGUACUAUUUUGGUUUUUAACCAAAGGUGGUGUUAUGAUUUUAGCAACAUGGUUGAUUCAAGCAGCCGAUGAGGAACAAACAAGUGUUCUUGUUGUCAUCCUUAAGGUUCUUUCUCACUUGCCUCUACAUAAAGCUCUUCCAGAACAUAUGUCAGCCAUAUUGCAAAGUGUUAACAGAUUGCGUUUUUACAGGGCAUCAGACAUAUCACACAGGGCGAGGAAUUUGUUAUCAAAAUGGAGCAGAAUGUUUGCUAGAAGACAAGCUAUGAAAAAACAUAAUGGCACAAAAUCUUCUACUGAUGAGCAGAAUGAGUUAAUUCUGAAACAGAGUAUUGGUGAAAUUAUGGCUGAUGAAUCUUGGCAGUCAAAAACUGAUGUAACUGAAGCCAUUCUUGCUCCUGAAAGUUUGGAGAAUUUCAGAAAGGUGGAAUCUCCACAAACUCUCAAGUUAUUGACAGCAUCUUCAGAUGACUCUGCAAGGAAGAACAUCCUUGGUGUAUCUUCAUCCCAUAAUAGAGAACGCCGGAAAACUCAGUUUGUUGAACAGCCAGGUCAAAAAGUGGCGGGCAGAAGCCCACAGGCUACAAAAGCAGCUCCUUUGAGUCAGGGUCGUCCAAUGUCUGCUGAUGAUAUCCAAAAAGCAAAAUUGCGAGCUCAGUAUAUGCAGAAUAAAUAUGGAAAAGCUGCUUCUACAUCUAACGAAAUUACUGAAGUGAACACUGAAGGUCUGAACAAAUCUACAAAUGCUCUUGUGAGCUCUGGGUCACCAGUAUUAAAGGUACAUGGUCGGCCUAAAACCGAAGAACAGAUGAAACAAGUAAUACCUCACUCAAAAGAUUCUGGUAGGCUGGAAGUCCCUCUUGAUCCAAAGCACAUAAUGGAUAUUAAGGAGCCUCUGCAGGAAAAGUGCAAGAGGGUCCAGAUCCCGUGGCAGGCUCCACCAGAAGUUCUAAUGAACGAGGUUUGGAGAGUCGGUGUUGGUGAGAAUAGCAAAGAGGUUGAAGUUCAGAAAAACAGAAACCACCGAGAGAAGGAAACUAUCUAUCACACAAUUCAGGAGAUACCAUCUAAUCCCAAGGAGCCUUGGGACCUUGAAAUGGACUAUGAUGAUUCACUAACCCCAGAAAUCCCAACCGAACAGCCUCCUGAUGCUGACAUUGGAGAUACACAAAUUGCCACUGUUAGUGUUACUGUAAAUACUGCUGCUCCUUCGGUGCCCAUGCAAUCGCAGGUUGUUAAUGGGAACACUACUGAACCUGAUCUUGAGUUGCUUGCUGUACUGCUUAAAAAUCCUGAAUUGGUUUUUGCAUUGACUUCUGGCCGAGCGGCUAACUUAUCUAGUGAAGAUACUGUGAGGCUGCUUGAUAUGAUUAAGACGGGCGGGUCUGCUUUGGCCAGUAAUUUGAACGGGACUGGGGGAAAAGUGGAGGAUAAGGUUGAAGUUUCUCUCCCCUCCCCAACUCCAUCAAGCAACCCUAUUCCUGGAACGAGUGGAUGGAGACAAGAAGCUAGGAAUCCCUUCACACGGCAAAAUACAAUUGGGAGCAAUGUGGCCUACCCUACUCCUGACGCCGUUUCCACCUCCUCCUUGAAUGAAAAGUUGCCCACAAACAAUUCGGUGAGGUCCGGAAUUUCAGCUAUGAACAUGGGAAUACCGCCACAGCCAACAAGUUUGCCAUCUUUGUCCCAACAGAUUCUUGGGGCAACAAUGGGGUCUUCAUUACACCUAACAAAUACUAUAUCACCUGAAAAUCUACAUCCUUCUUUAAAUCAGACCCUUCCCUCCAAUUCUCCAAUCAUACAAGCACAGACCUCAGAAAUACCUUUAACCAUGAAAAAUCUACCUAUUUCUAACACUUGCUUACCAAACAUAUCGGCUGCAGCUGGGCCUUCAAUGCGGGUUGAACAUAUAAACAAUUUGAAAGUAGCUGCAAUGCCUGUAAAUGCCUCAGAGAAACAAACCACUUCAUAUUCGAUGUCCUCUUUAAUGCCUACACAAACAAGAUCACAUAAGCAGCCACAACAGCCGCUGGUGUCUGAUUAUAGGCAUGUGACACCACAGUACAUUCCUACCUCUACUUCCAGGCUACCAAUGGGAAAUGUGGGUCCUGUAUCCGAUUCCUGGAGAGCAAGUCAGCAGGUGGCUUCAAAUCCUCAUUAUCAAGCAAAUCAAAACAAUUAUAAUGCAUCAUUUGGAGCUGGCCCUGUGCGGCAGCCUCAGCUGCUGUCAGGGCUGCCUGGGGAUGGAAACGCAUUUGUAGGGAACGAUGGUUUUGAAUCAUGGAGUCCGGAAAAUAGUCCUACUAGGCAACCAGAGUACAUGUCUAGAAGGAACUUGCAGGAUCCUGUUACAGAUUCUGGAUUGAGCUAUAGACCUGAAAGGUCCAGACAGUGGAAUUCUUCUGGGUAUCAGGAAGUUCGGGACCAUAACAAAUAUGGGGAUAGGAAUUGGCGAGGGAGGAGACGUUAAACUUAUUUUGGGUUGGUAAUUGUGACCCACUGGUUCUUCCUCCGAAUCCCUGGCAUAAGACUAACUUGUGUUUUAAAAGGAUUUACAUUUUAGGUUGCUGGCGGUUUUGGGGUAGAGAUAUUAAGUGGAAGUUUCACUCUUGGAGUGGGUUUCGGAUCAGGGAGACAUUGCAGUUGUGUUGAGAACCUCAGCUUGAUAUUGAAUUUGAUAAAACAUUUAAAACUUGAUCGACA
Messenger RNA from Mangifera indica (mango), 3600 nucleotides. Its product is annotated as homeobox protein LUMINIDEPENDENS. Lineage: Eukaryota; Viridiplantae; Streptophyta; Magnoliopsida; Sapindales; Anacardiaceae. The coding region runs from base 176 to 3367 and encodes 1063 amino acids. The record is from RefSeq and is a predicted model, not a curated record. The transcript has 13 exons. Gene Ontology annotation, biological process: vegetative to reproductive phase transition of meristem. Gene Ontology annotation, cellular component: nucleus. Gene Ontology annotation, molecular function: DNA binding.